AUGCCUACAGAAGAGUAUCUCGCCUCAUUGAACAUUCCCCGCGUCAACUUCAAUUUUGAUGAUGCGGACCAGCUGAGGAUACAUCUGAUGUGCGCCAUGCUUUGCUGUCCUAAACAAAUUGACGACGACGGAAGCAUCCGAGCGGACAUGGUCAAUAGAAAUGCAGAAGAGAUUACUGGACGUUACAUGGAUCUGUAUACUAUUGGAAGAAAGGCCACUCAGGAAGAUGACAAUGAAUUCAAAAAGAUCACCAAAAAUUUGGUUAGUUCAUUGUAG
This is a messenger RNA of Cooperia oncophora, 276 nucleotides long. The record is from the annotation of a GenBank genome assembly. Lineage: Eukaryota; Metazoa; Nematoda; Chromadorea; Rhabditida; Trichostrongylidae.